Temnothorax curvispinosus is the source of this 2296-nucleotide messenger RNA. Its product is annotated as trichohyalin. The record is from RefSeq and is a predicted model, not a curated record. The transcript has 5 exons. NCBI's taxonomy places the organism in Eukaryota, Metazoa, Arthropoda, Insecta, Hymenoptera, Formicidae. The coding region runs from base 263 to 2275 and encodes 670 amino acids.
AUUUAUUUAUCGCGGCAGAUUAUCAGUGUACCGCGUAAUAUUUGCAUUUCACUCUUCCCCGGUUAUCGCUUCUCCCCUCGUCUUCUUUUACCGUCCAAUUCAUGAAUGGGGGAUGGGACCCCAUUCACGUGGGAUCGGGGGGUUGAAGCUUUCCCUAACAACAGAGAAACAAGCACGCAUAAACAAGGGCUUGGCGCAGUCCGUGACACGAAUCGGACAAUUAUUGAUAAUUCGUUUUCAGGUCUCAGACUGACGAGACGCGAUGGUGCUGUUCGAUGAAGCGAGGAAGCUGAUGAACGACAUGAUGAAGAUAACGAUCUUCCAGCCGUCCGAGAAACGCCGAAUGCUGGAGGAUGAAAGGAAGACCUUUCUGGAUCCGAAUCUGGUUAUGGAUGCGAGGCACAGGAUAUUUCGCGAAGACCUGGCCAGUUCUCCAGCGAUUAAGUCUUCUGUCCUGACAGAGGCUCGAAGAUUACUGACGAAGGAAGAAACGAGGGAACUGCAGUUGAAAAGAGAACAGGCUUUCAUAGAGAGGGAAUUACGCAAAUUCGAGCAAGACUUGCAAAAGAGCCGUCCUAAAUUUUGCGGACUGUGCAGCAGAAAGAAUAUAGCUAGCUCUGACGACGAGAACUUUUGGAGAACAUCCAGCAGAGUCAAGCGGAUUCUCACUAAUAAAAGAAGGAACAGAACGAUUGAGCAAAAGCCGACGGCCGUUCAAAAGAAGGCCAGAAAGCCACUUGCGGAAGUUUCGUCUGCCGAAUCGAAAGACAGCAGGCGAUGUUCGACAAACGGAAUCGAAAUUACAUCUUUCGGUAGCAUUAAAGUGACCAUCAAGGAUAAAUCAAGCUGCGAAUCGGAAGAGCAACGAUUACGUGUCUUGAGAUCGUGUUUCGAGACUCUGCGAGAGAACGCGCGGGAUAAGCGUCGUCUCUGCGAAAUCGAGAGCCACAUCCAGAGCAUCUUGUCGCGAAGAAAACUGAAAGCGUACGUUUACCUGUGGAAAACGCAUGUGAAGAAGGUGAAAGCGCAGCGAGAACGCGCGGCGGAAAAUCCCGACGCGCGGAAGAUUGAGAUGCUUAUCGACACCAUCAGCGAGACGCAGAAAGAGUUGAAGUCGAGUCAAAGAGCGGAGUCGAAGGGUCCUCCUCCCUCAAACUCGAGAGACACCGAGACGAAGAAGAAAACUCCUUCCAGGCCGUUCUUCCACGUCGUCGAGUCGCCGGCACAGUGUCGACUGAACGCCCAAAAGGAGAUCAUUCGCAAGCAGAGGAUGAAAUUGGCUGAGCAGAGCAAGAUCAUCGAGGAACUGAAGCUGAAGCAGGUGCAGGAAGAGAUAACGAGGUCCGGCGAGGAGACGGUGAACGCGGCCAGGGAGACCCUGACCCAUUGCGGCCAGCAGACCAGAAGGACUUUGAUUCAACUAAUGAGACAAGCAGGCUACAGGGACAAAUCCUUGAUGGCGCCGGUACGGGUGCCGAGUCCUCCUAAAUUUCUGGCAAGGAUGGAAGCGCGGGCGGAAGCAAGGAGAAACAGAAUAAAGCUGCGCGAAGAGGAGCGUCAGAAGAAACUGGAGGACGAGAGGAGGAAAGAAGAGGCUGCCAGGAGGGCGGAGGAGCAAGAGCGGAAAAGAUUGCAACAAGAGGCCUUGCGCGAGGCAAGAAGAAUGCGUGAGGAACGGGAGCAGCAACGAGCACGCGAAGUAGAAAGAUAUAAAAAAUUAAAUGCCAUGGCGGAAACAUUUUAUCGCAAAUACUUGUUACGACGUUGUAUAAUCGCGCUCGUCGAAAAGAAGAAUAACGAUAUGAAGAAAGCCGAGGACUACUAUAAGCGGUGCUUACUUCAAAAAGUGUUCAUGAUGUGGAAGGUGGAGACGGAACGUCUGAAUAAAAUCAAAUCCGAGUUAGCUACAUCGUGGUACAACAAAAAUUUAUUGCGGUACGCAUUGCGGAAGUGGAAGGAAGUGGUGAAGGAGGAGAAAAGAAAAGAUCAAGUGGCUAGAGACUUCUCCGACAUGAGAUUACAGAACAAAUGCUUUAAAGUGUUAAAAAUAAAAGCUGUGCAAUAUAAAGUGGAACAACUGAAGCGUGAACGUUUAGCUUUAGACCAUUACGAAGAAAAGUUGAAAAACAAGUAUUUCGAUAUGUGGAAAAGAUAUCCAGAAGUACUGCCUACUAUCAUGGAGAGGAAGCGAAUAAGAAACAAGUGGCGGGAAAUGGUGCAAGAAAUAAUCCCAGACUUUGACCCCAGGCAAAGAGGUGUAAUAUUAGAAGACUAGUUUAACGAAUUUAGAAAUAAC